Messenger RNA from Rosa chinensis, 1055 nucleotides. RefSeq names its product GDSL esterase/lipase At5g62930. The transcript is spliced from 6 exons. The record is from RefSeq and is a predicted model, not a curated record. Gene Ontology annotation, molecular function: hydrolase activity, acting on ester bonds. The coding region runs from base 85 to 813 and encodes 242 amino acids. NCBI's taxonomy places the organism in Eukaryota, Viridiplantae, Streptophyta, Magnoliopsida, Rosales, Rosaceae.
AAAGAGUAGGAGUGUAGAGACACAGCAGGAGUAGUACUGGUUCUGAUUUCUGAACAAAGAAUCAGAAGCAGAAUCAGAAGGACGAUGAGACCUGAAAUCGUGUUGUUUGGAGACUCGAUAACAGAGCGGUCCUUCCAAUCAGGAGGCUGGGGUGCCGCUCUUGCUGACACCUAUUCUCGCAAGGCUGAUGUCAAAGUUCGUGGCUAUGGUGGGUACAACACCAGAUGGGCGCUGUUCUUGUUGCAUCAGAUCUUUCCUCUGGAUUCCAGAAAACCUCCUGCUGCUGCCACAAUUUUCUUUGGGGCCAAUGAUGCAGCUAUUUUGGGGAGAACAAGUGAACGGCAACAUGUUCCUCUUGAAGAGUUCAAGGAGAAUCUCAGAAAAAUUGUUCUCCAUUUGAAGGAGUGCAGUCCCACAAUUCUGAUUGUGCUUAUCACUCCACCACCUGUGGAUGAGGAAGGGCGUAAUGAAUAUGCACGAUCUUUGUAUGGUGAGGAUGCUAGGAAACUGCCAGAAAGGACAAAUGAAGCAGCAGAAGUUUAUGCAAAGAAGUGCCUUGAGCUAGCUGAGGAAAUGGGUAUCCGCUCCAUCAAUCUUUGGUCCAAGUUGCAGGAAACAGAGGGUUGGCAGAAGAAAUUUCUAAGCGACGGGUUGCACCUAACACCAGAAGGCAAUGCUGUAGUCCUCCAAGAAGUUGUAAGAGUUUUCAAGGAAGCAUGGUUUUCUGCUGACGAAAUGCCUUAUGAUUUUCCUCACCACUCAGUAAUUGAUGGGAAGAGCCCUGAGAAAGCUUUUGAGCAAAGAUGCAUAUAAUAGAUUUUUAUUUCAUAAAUCAAAGUAUCAAACUCUCCACCACAUACUGGAUUGUAAUAAUUGUAUACCCCAAAAUACGCUGACUUAUUUGGUGAUUGCACCAUACAGAUUAUGUCUCCGUCUUUUAUUUUUCUGUAACCCCAAAAUAUGUACAACAUAACUCCAGCUGAAACUUUUGCUGUAUGUUAGCAAUUAAUUCAUUUUGAAUGACCAUACUGUGAUUUAUAUCAGUUUUAUUACAA